CAAUUAAAGGCCCAUUAACAGAAUAUACCUGAAACCGUUCGAAUUCAAUCACUGAUUGGAGCUUUUCGUCUUCUCCGGCGACAUUGCAUCCGCUGACCAAAAAAAAGGGUUUACAACUUUGACCGCGAAAGUUUCAAAAAUGGAAGUCAUUGAUCAAUGGGUUGCUGAAUUUAUCCUCCGUCGACAACAUAAUCCUAUGGUUGCCCCUAUUAAUCUGAUUUCGGCUCUGCAAUUGGGUGAUUCCUCUGACUGCAUAAAGCUCAAGGUAUCUUCUGUCUUGCGGGAUAUCUCCAAUUCAUUGAUCCGAGGUACGAUCGAUGAGGGAAUGCUUGACCUUCUCGAGAUGCUUGAGAAGCUUCUCUUGCAGCAACAUUCGCUACUCAUGGAGUCUCACAAGUCUGCUUAUUCCUGGACGGCUGCUGAGUGUACGCUUAGAUUUAUGUGGCCAAUGUUUUCUUCGGAUGGUUUGUUCACCGAGGUACUUGAGAGGAUAUGGACGAAGAGGACUGUGAGUUUAAAAGAGAGUGGUAGCGAUUUGGUGACUUAUGACUUGUUGAAGUGGGAGACUGAUUUCAAGAAGGCUCUUCAGGAACCUGAGCUCUAUCAGCGAAUUCGUGAGACUAAUAUCAGGUACACUGCCAUUUCCUUUCUCACUCAGCUUCUCAAAGAACAGUGGGCAUUACUUGGGAGUUCCUCUCUUGAAUCAGUAGCUCAACGAAGGUUUCUUAAGCUCAAGGCUGUGAACGUAGAGGGUGAUGUUGUUGACAACAUAGGGGAUCAAAGUGCUGUUGAUGAAAGCACAAGGCGUUUGGAGAGUGAUACUAUUGAUAUCGUCAACGAGCCGCGUGGUGAAAGGGAGGACGGUAAUGGGAUUAAUAGAGAGAACGCUAAUGAUGGUGAUGGAAUGGAAUGUCUCGAGAAUGAUGGGAUUGAUAAUGUGAAUGCAGCAGAGGAGGAGCACACAAUGAGUGCACAAGAACUGGAACAUGAGCCAAAUCUUGGAAGGGCUUGUUUAUAUCACGGGCAUGACCCUCCUGUUAUCCAUAGAGACCUCAAGUGUGAUAAUAAUAUCUUUGUUAAUGGGCAUCUUGGACAAGUUAAAAUUGGCGAUCUUGGCCUUGCGAGGAUGCUGCGGGACUGCGACUCGGCCCAUAGCGUCAUCGGCACUCCUGAGUUCAUGGCACCAGAAUUAUAUGAGGAGAACUAUAAUGAACUCAUUGACGUAUACUCCUUUGGUAUGUGCUUUUUGGAGAUGAUCACCUCUGAGUUCCCGUAUAGUGAGUGCAACAAUCCGGCACAGAUUUACAAGGAAGUUGUCGCGGGAAAGCUACUAGGAGCCUUUUACAGAGUUGGAGACAUCGAGGCACAGAGGUUCAUCGGGAAACGCCUUGUGUCUGCCUCAAAGAGAGUAUCAGCAAAAGAACACUUCUUGAACGAGAAUGAAAUGGCCACACUGAAGUUGGAAGAUGAUGAGUUAGGAAGGACCCAGACGACCAUCACUGGGAAGCUGAACGCUGAAGAUAACACAAUCUAUUUGAGAGUACAAAUCGCAGAUGAAAAUGGUAUGGCAAAUAACGUGUUCUUUCCCUUUGACAUCAUGAAUGAUACUUCCAUUGAUGUUGCAAAGGAGACGGUAAUAGAACUCGAGAUCACAGAUUGGGAACUAGUUGAGAUUGCUAGAAUGAUUGAUGGAGAGAUCUCUUCUUUGCUGUCUGGUUGGAGAAAUUCGAAUCUAAGAAGCCUCGAUUCUCAUCUGCGAUACAGAUCUCACUUCACUUCCCAUUUUCCAGGUACACUGAAGAAGACACUAAACCUAAUGGAGAACGAGGAAUCAGUAUUUGAUGCUUGGUCCUCAAGCAGCGAGGAGUUCGAACAUGAAGCUCUUGUUGAACCAACUAUACUUGCAGCUCGAAACUUGGACGCUGACAUUUCUGAGACUGAAAUCAAAAGCUUUUUCUCAAACAUUGCUGAACCUGGGGUGGACAUCUACGAAACGAGAGAUGAAAAUGACUGUGUAGUUGGUUCGGUUGCUGUCAUGACGUUUUCGUCACUUGAACAAACGCAAGCGCAAAGAUUUUCUGAGGCACUCGGAUCUAUAGGAACUGCUGAUAAACCGGAAUCAGUUGGUAUCCUUAUCAAAACUUUCAUUCCGCGAUCAACGUCAAACGGAGCUUCUCUAGGGUUUUGUUACCUAUACAUCCAAACCGAUGAUAAGAAUGAGGAUCAAUUUAAGUCUUGUUUGGAACGAGUUGAUCUAAACAUGGGGCAGAUUAGCCAUGUUAAUCUCAAACACUGGGUCAACGAAGCUUUACUUGGCAAUAAUGAGAGGAUCCUCGUUGAAAAGAUUGAAAGACGUAAAAAAUCAAUCGAAGAAAGCAUGCAACAAGACCAAGUAAAUGUACUGCUGCCGUUUUCUUGGAAGGAGAGACCUGAGUUGUUUGUUUUCUAUGAGCAAAAAGCAUUUGAAUGCUGGGCAAUAGCUCUGUACAAAGGGCACUAUGCUGCAAGGAAUAUAGCUGGUUCUUCCCAAUCUAAUCCUGACCUUGAAGCUGGUGUGGAUGCUGGUUCUUCCCAAUCUGUUCCUGACCUUGAAGUUGAGAAGAUUGAAGCUGGUGUGGAUGCUGGUUCUUCCCUAUCUGUUCCUGACCUUGAUGUUGAGAAGGUUCAAGCUGGUGUGGAUAAGGUUCAAGCUGUUGAGGAUGAGGUUAAAGCAGGUGUGAUGAAGAUUUACCAUGGUGUGGAUCCCCGACAUCUCAUGUCAGGGCUGGGCAUCAAUAGUAUGAAGAAUGCACUUCCCUUCAUGUCCAAGCAUGGGAAGGGCUUCAAGAUCCACUACCGGCCUACUAGGCAUGGCAGCGAAGAAGACUUCGAGAUUUUUGCUAACAACACGAUUCGGUUAGCCAGGAGAGUCCCGGUGUCAGUGAUGAUCCAGCUCCCUCCCAGUUUCCAGGAGUGGGAUUUUGCUACACAGGUAACACAUAUACCCUCCGUAACUGAUUUGUGCAGAAUGCCCUUCGAGAAGGUUAUGGGGCAUGGGCUGCUCAUUGCUGCUGGUGCAGUUGAGGACGGAUUGCAAGUUUUGGAGUUCCAAGAUUCAUUUGGGCUAGAGCAUGGAGCUCAAGGAUUCAUCAAGCUGGCUUUUUUCAAGUAUCUGCUUAAAGAAGGACAGAGAUGGGAAACGGAAACUCAAGGGAGGCUAAAGAAUCGAGACGGUCAAAGCUACGACAGAAGCUACAAAAGUUUCGCAUUCACCGUCGUCAUCUUCGUUGUUCUCGAAACUCAGCAGGAAUGGACAAGUGGCUCGCUUGUGUUUCUUUCGGUGAACAGACUUUUAGAACUAAAAUCUCAGAUACGUAAAGUUCCAAGGAAAAUUGAUAACAGUUCUGUUUCUGAUGAAUUUGCAGUACAGAGAAGCCAAUUUGGAACUCAGAGAAGAAGCUUUUGUUGGAGAAAAAAUGGACCAAGUCUUGCUAGGGUCUCUGUAUUUGAGACCAGUAGGCUCUCAAGGAACAAAAUCAUCGGUUAUUGUGAGCUUGAUAUAUUCGAUUUUGUAGUGCAGGAACCUGAGUCGGCGUGUAAGUCAUUUGACUUGUUAGAUCCCACAUCAUCCAAUGUUGUUGGCACCAUUUUCCUUUCUUGCGCUAUUGAGGAUCCUGUUGAAACCGAGAGGCGGUUUGCAAAGCGUAUCUUGUCCAUUGUGGACUACAAUCAAGAUGGACAACUGUCGUUUUCGGAGUUCUCUGAUCUAAUAAAGGCUUUUGGAAACUUAGUGGCUGCUAACAAGAAGGAGGAGUUGUUCAAAGCCGCUGAUCUGAAUGGGGACGGUGUUGUGACAAUUGACGAGUUGGCUGCGCUUCUUGCUCUCCAACAAGAACAGGAGCCAAUUAUAAAUAAUUGUCCGGUGUGUGGUGAGGCUCUUCAGCUCUCUGACAAGCUCAACGCGAUGAUCCAUAUGACUCUUUGUUUUGACGAAGGAACGGGUAAUCAAGUGAUGACCGGAGGGUUUUUGACUGAUAGACAAGCUUCUUAUGGUUGGAUGUUCAAACUAAGUGAAUGGACACACUUAUCAACUUAUGACGUGGGUUUGAAUACUGGUUCAAGUGCUUCAUAUAUUGUGGUGAUUGACCGGAAGAGUAAGAGACUUGUGGAAGAGUUGAUUGACUCAAAGAUUGUUCUGUCCAUGAGAGCUAUUUAUCAGUCCAAAAUUGGAUUCCGACUUAUGGAUCAAGGGGCAAAGGAGAUUCUACAGAGACUUUCUGAGAAGCAGGGGAAGAAAAUGAGCUCAUUUGGAGUUGAGAUUUUUUGUCUGUUGCUGGAUCAAAUAAACAUGGCUGAAGUCAAGUAUUCUCUGCAGCAUUUUAAGACGUUCAAUGAGUUCUUCAUCCGGGAGUUGAAACCUGGUGCAAGACCAAUUGCUUGCAUGAAACGUGAUGAUGUUGCCGUAUGUGCUGCUGAUUGUCGUGUAAUGGCAUUUCAGUCGGUGGAGGAUAGUACACGUUUCUGGAUCAAGGACUCGAUCCGGAUUGAUGAGGAUCUCUUGGUUAACAGUGGUAGGUCCUUAGAGACAUUAGUGAGAGUUGGAAUGCAAUUAGGAGAUUUGGCUCAGCAACAACAGAUCUUGAGACGUAUCAAUGAUUUGUCACCGGUUUUGAUGACUCAAAGAAGCAAUGGGCAAUAAAACAACAGGUGUACAAGGCUGCUACAUAGUUUGAGCCAUUGGGAUUGGUGAAUAAUCCAUGUCUUGUCUCUGAAACUGUUGUUGUGAGCCAAAUCUCAUUGCUUCUUGAGUCAUUAAAAUCUGAAGAGUUAU
Arabidopsis arenosa is the source of this 4810-nucleotide messenger RNA. The record is from the annotation of a GenBank genome assembly. Lineage: Eukaryota; Viridiplantae; Streptophyta; Magnoliopsida; Brassicales; Brassicaceae.